This is a messenger RNA of Phaeodactylum tricornutum CCAP 1055/1, 756 nucleotides long. RefSeq lists its product with no specific name. Bases 1 to 750 code for a protein of 249 amino acids. The transcript has 2 exons. NCBI's taxonomy places the organism in Eukaryota, Bacillariophyta, Bacillariophyceae, Surirellales, Neidiaceae. The record is from RefSeq and is a predicted model, not a curated record.
AUGGCGAAACGGGACGACCGCAAUGAAAGUAGACCUUCGUUUCAUAGACUUGAACGUCCAUCCAAGUGCCCUUCUUGCUCAAGAUUAAUACGAGUGAAAACAGGUGCCCGCUUAGCAUCAUAUCUGGGAUUAUGCAUCGUUGCGUUUCAUUGCUGGAACACGAGAAGUUUCUAUUCGAAACUAACUGAAAACCAUGCCCGUGGUCGAAUCUCUGACGAAGUUGAAGAUGAAAGUGGCAGAAUCAGUCUUACCUGUAUAGAAGCGGUGGAAGGACUUGUUAAAGGGAAGAUUCUCUUGAUUGCGAUUGACUUUGACCUCACAAUCAUUAGCAUACAUACUGGUGGUAGAUGGAAGUGGUCGGCAGACGAUCUGGUUCCGUAUGUCCGACCAGAGUUUCGGUGCAUUAUAUGCGAAUGCCUACAAAAAGACAUCCAUGUCGCUGUUGCAACGUUCUCCGAUCAAGUCGACUUAAUCAGUGAUGUACUCGCUGCUACAGUUGCUCAUGAUGAUGCAGCUCAGAUACCUAUCUAUGGAGGAACCGCGAAUGUUAGAGGGUCUUUUGAAGGGAAAAGAAGUCAGCUCCUCCUGGCAGUAGAGCAUGUCGAAGCGAAGACGGGUUUAAGUCUCCCGAAGGAGGCGACAGUCCUCGUUGACGACGACAGAGCAAACAUCGCGAGAGCCAAGAAGGAUGGUUACAAAACUAUUUUUUACGAUCCUACUAUCCCCCAUAAUAAAUUUCCGUCUUUUUGAAAUAUA